UGUGCCCCGGAAGUAGUUUGCUGAGGGACCUUGGGCCGCUGAAGGAGGCUGUGGUGGUGCCGUCACCAUGUUUCUGUCGGCUGUCUCCUUUGCCAAGAGCAAAUCAAAGAACAUUCUGGUGAGAAUGGUAAGCCAAGCUGGGACAGGUUUCUCCUUCAACACUAAGAGAAGCCGCCUGCGGGAGAAACUGACUCUACUGCAUUAUGAUCCAUUUGGUGAGCACUACAGCAAUGGAUUAUGUUUCUGUCCAGGCCUCAGCCCCUUCCAGUGUGUUCUGCUUGCCCACAGAAAAUUGUUCCUCUCUGGAUAUAUCAACAGAAAGAAACCUAGACAUUUACUUGAGUCAGGAUCUGCAAUGAGUGAUGAUAAAUUUCCUGGUGAGCAUGUGGACUGUCUAGAACAGGGAUUAGCCACUAUUUUUUACUCUGAAGGACUAAAUAGGUAAUAUUUAUUCUUUAUUUUCAAAUAUGUAAUAUUUUAGACUUUACGGGCCAUAUUGCCUCUUAUGCAACAAUUUACCCCUGCCAUUGUAGAGCUGGCGGCCAAUGAUAAUAUGUCAACAAAGGGAUGUGGCUGUAUUCCAAUAAAACUUUAUUUACAAAAAUAUGUAGUGGGCAAGAUCUGCCCCAUGGAUCAUGUUUGCUGACCCCUGAUUUAAAUGCCACUUUUGGUACCUUAUUCUGCAAAAGAACACCUUUCCUUGCGCUCCUUUUCUGGCUCAAAUGCUGACUAGGCAGUAAUCUCAAGCAAUAUGUGGUAACUUCUCUCUAGCAGAAUCUGUCUUUAUGGUGAAGAGUGUCCACUCCAGUGAUGCUGUGGGGAGUUCCCUGUGAAGGAGGCCAUCUAUCAAAAGUUUCCUUCCUGGAAGGCUGGCUGUUCCCUUGUCUGGCAAGUAAGUGCCAAAGCAUCCUAUUUCCUAGGUCAAAGGUUCAUCCCAGAAGGCUCUUGAGAGCUGAACCGAGUUCUCUCAUCUUUUU
This is a messenger RNA of Myotis davidii, 977 nucleotides long. RefSeq names its product mitochondrial ribosomal protein L33 (gene MRPL33). The record is from RefSeq and is a predicted model, not a curated record. Lineage: Eukaryota; Metazoa; Chordata; Mammalia; Chiroptera; Vespertilionidae. The transcript is spliced from 4 exons. Gene Ontology annotation, biological process: translation. The coding region runs from base 68 to 445 and encodes 125 amino acids. Gene Ontology annotation, cellular component: ribosome; mitochondrion. Gene Ontology annotation, molecular function: structural constituent of ribosome.